AUCUAUGCCAGUCUUGCCAGUAGACCACUUUUCCCUCAGCAGUAUGGCAGACUCUCUGUGUAGGCUGUGCCAUGUACCUCCAGAGACUACUUCACAAACGGUUGAGGAGCGUGGCAAAUGGGCUAGCAAAAAGGAGUUCAUCCUGUCUGUGGCUGGUGCUAUUAUUGGACUUGGAAAUGUGUGGAGAUUUCCAUAUCUUUGUUACAAGAAUGGUGGCGGUGCAUUCUUCGUUCCUUACAUCCUGUUCCUUAUGACCUGUGGCAUCCCCCUGUUCAUCCUGGAGACAGCACUGGGCCAGUACACCAGUCAGGGGGGAAUCAUGUGCUGGAGGAAGGUCUGCCCCUUGUUUGAAGGCAUGGGAUAUGCCAGCCAAAUGAUCCUUUUCUAUGGAAGCAUCAGCUACAUUGUGAUCUUAGCCUGGGCGUUUCUCUACCUUUUCUCUUCUUUCUCGGAAGAGUUGCCAUGGGCCAGCUGUAAUAAUACAUGGAAUACAGAUGCCUGUGUGGUAUUAAACAACUAUAAUGCCACUGCUAACUGGACCUCACCUGUGAAUGCAUCAUCAUCUGUUGUAGAGUUUUGGCAACGACGGGUGUUAAAUAUAUCCACCGGGAUAGAGGCCUUGGGAAACAUACAGUGGGACCUUUCUUUGUGCCUUCUUCUGGCCUGGAUCAUCUGCUACUUCUGUGUCUGGAAGGGAGUGAGAUCCACAGGAAAGGCUACCUACAUCACAGCCACAUUUCCCUUCAUCAUGUUAGCAGUGCUGUUUCUCAGAGGAAUGACCCUUCCUGGAGCCUUCAAGGGUAUCAAGUACUACUUGUACCCCAAUCCUUCACGGCUGGCUGACCCACAGGUUUGGAUGGAUGCUGGAACACAAAUAUUUUAUUCCUAUGCCAUAUGUUUGGGAUGCCUCACUACGCUUGGGAGCUACAAUAAGUACAACAACAACUGUUACAGAGAUUCCUUCUAUCUCUGUUUGUUGAACAGUGGGACCAGCUUUAUAUCUGGCUUUGCCAUCUUCUCAGUUCUGGGCUACAUGUCACAAAAACAGGGUGUCGAUAUUUCUGCAGUUGCUGAGUCAGGCCCUGGCCUUGUCUUCAUAGUGUACCCACAAGCUGUGACUCUUCUGCCGUGGCCUCAAGUCUGGUCCACAUGCUUCUUCACCAUGAUCAUCUUGUUAGGAAUAGAUGGUCAGUUUGCUGGGCUCGAAAGCAUCAUGACCUCUCUGACGGAUCUCUACCCUUCCCUGAUCCGAAAAGGAUACCGCAGAGAGCUGCUUCUGAUGCUCAUCUGUAUGUUUUGCUAUGGGUUCGGCCUUUUAUUGGUUACAGAGGCUGGCGCAUACAUUCUGCAGAUAUUUGAUCACUAUGUAUGCAGUGGUCCCACUCUUCUUCUGAUGGCAAUCUGCCAGUCAAUGAUCAUUGGAUGGAUUUAUGGUGCUGAUCGCUUCUGUGACAACAUUGAGGACAUGAUUGGGUACAAGCCUAUAUCCCUGAUCAAGUACUGCUGGCUGUAUGCCACCCCUCUUAUUUGCAGUGGCACACUUGUAUUUUUGCUCCUGAGAUACACCCCCCUGAGGUUCAACAACUCCUAUGUGUAUCCUUGGUGGUCUUACUGGAUUGGCUGGUUUCUGGCCAUGUCAUCUCUUACUAUGAUCCCAGUCACCAUGAUCUGCAAACUGGCCAAAGGAAAAGGGACUCUCUGGCAGCGCCUCAAGUCAAGCUCCCAGCCUGCAGAUGACCUUCCAGUGAUGGAAAAGGAAAUGGCAGGCAUCGGUGCUACACUGUGUGUCCAUGACGGUAGAAAAAACAGCAAUAUUCAAUGAAAUGUCAAUCCCAUAAUUUUUCUUUUUUUAUUUUAAAAAUAUGUAGGGCAAGUUUUUUACUAUGUAUAUGGUGGUUAGUAUUCAUAUACCAAUUUUUGUUAUAAGGAGAUGUGACCUAUCUGAAUACAGUUCAUUUGAUAAAGACAUUUGAUAUAUCAAAUGUCUAGUAUAAAGUUGGGGUUUUUUUUUGUGUUUUUUUAUAAUCAUUGAAUUAUAUUUGAAAUUGUUACAGAUACUUAUUAUACGAAAUACUACAAGUUGCAACCUUUUUUCUACAACCCACAUCUCAAAUACCUCAAAACUUAAAGGACUACAAUAUUUUUGUAUGUUUUAGCCCAUUGUCUAGAAGAUAAUUACACUUUUACAUGAUUACCAACAAUGGGAAGGAUAUUAGCGUAUGUUUUACAAUUGUUAAGAUAGCCUGUUGUGCAUUUAGCCACUGUUCAUGUAGUGUUCUUAAAAUUAACUUGCAGAGACUUGAAAUUUCAUCAAGAUAUACAGUACAAUCCAUCACAGUGAUGUGACAGAGUGACUAUGAUGGAUUAAGACAGUAAAACAAGCAAGGUCCAAGUGUAGUCUGGGAAUUUAAAUGUAGUUCUCGCUGCUCCCUGCUUCCCAGGGCAACUAAUAGAGCUGCUAGGAAGUUUUUUAAACUGAGAGUAUACUUACUGUAUGUCGUUGUUAAACUGCUUGAAAAUUUGGUUUGAAUAUUAAAUAUUUUUCUAUAACAAAAAUCUGAGUGACUAAAUAAGCAACAGUCAAAUUUAAAAUCCUUUCUUAUUAUUUAUUCAAGUGUUUAAAUAAGAUAAUCUGCUUCAUCAGUACUGUGUAGGAGUAGUUUGAUCAGAUGUACUUGAUAGUGUCAUCACCAUGGUGAUAUAAAAAGACAACACCGCUUCUGUCAUCAGAUUCUGAUUCCGAUUUUUACAUCAUUAAAUUCUGAUUGUUGCACGGAAGCAUAUGACAUCACAUUGUUCCAACAGAGCCCCGCCCACUUCAGGGUCGUGAGAAGAGCUCAGACAAAGAUAAAAAUUCCUCAUGUGAAAUAGCCAAAAUUGGUCUGAUUUUGGCAGAAAAUUGUGUAUAUGUGUAGUUACUUAUAG
Molecule: messenger RNA, 2925 nt
Organism: Xiphias gladius (swordfish)
Lineage: Eukaryota; Metazoa; Chordata; Actinopteri; Istiophoriformes; Xiphiidae
Product: sodium- and chloride-dependent GABA transporter 2-like
Exons: 14
Coding region: 5-1822 (605 amino acids)
Biological process (GO): sodium ion transmembrane transport
Cellular component (GO): membrane
Source: RefSeq, a predicted model, not a curated record